Messenger RNA from Lycium barbarum (goji berry), 2965 nucleotides. RefSeq lists its product as uncharacterized. NCBI's taxonomy places the organism in Eukaryota, Viridiplantae, Streptophyta, Magnoliopsida, Solanales, Solanaceae. Bases 1155 to 2957 code for a protein of 600 amino acids. The transcript is spliced from 2 exons. The record is from RefSeq and is a predicted model, not a curated record.
CUCAUGCUUGAAUGUAUUUGCUUUGAGGAUUCCAUGCUUGAUCCAUAUUUUUCUGCCUAGAUGGCUGUCCUAGCAAAUCUAGCACUCCUUGAACUAGGUUUACUACUAAUUGAUGCUGGACGGUUUUUGCUUAAACUUGAUCUCUGUUCGAAUUCCUGGCUUUAUUUUAAAUUAGGUGGGAAUUUAUCUAUGUCUAUAUAUUUAAGAGCUCAAGAUUGUCGAUCAGACGCAUGGUCUUGAGUAGGGGAGCUUUACUCUGGCUUUGUAAAAGGCUAAAGGAAGCAUCAGAGAACAGGGGGAAAUCUUUCAAAUCAUGGAGAUGUCGGGAUUUCUCGACAAAUAUUUAUUGUGCUCAGAAGUUCAAUAAAUAUGGACGAUUCAUAUCAGUUAUUUCCAGUGUUAUUAAAGGCGAGCGCCUUCUCGCCUUUGGCGAGAGGCGAGGCAAGGCGUGGCUGCUGCGCCUUUCAUGGCCAUGGCGAGCAGACCUUCAAAAGACGCGCCAAUGGCGAGAAAGGCGCUAAUGGCGCAUGGCGAGGCGAGCUGGAAAGGCGAGGCGACCAGAAUUUAAAAAAAAAAACAAUUAAAAGAAGUGGAGGACUUAAAUAAAGUGGAGGACUCUUUUCAUGUCCCCUUUUCCCGUUUUGUUGUCUGACACUAAUUUGUUUUCUUUAUUUAAUAAAUAAAAGCUCCACUAAGUUCUUAGUGGAAAGUUUCAGGUAUGUCUCUUUCUCCUUCUUGUUUUUCUUCAGUUCUUCUUUCUUCUUCUUUCUUCCUCCUGUAUUUUCGACUUCUGCUUCUUCGUCUGUUCUUCUUCUUUCUUCUUCUUUUUUUUCCGGCGACAAUUGGCCUAUUUCCGGCCACCUCUGGUUUUUUUUUUCCUUCUUCUAUUCUCUUCUUCUUUUUCUGUUUUUUCUCCUCUGUUUUUUUUUCCUUCUUCUAUUCUCUUCUUCUUUUUUCUGUUUUUUCUCCUCUGUUUUUUUACCCUCAGUUUUUUUCACCUCUGUUAAUUGCUCUGUUAUUUUCUCCUCUGUUUUUUCCUCUGUUUUUUUUUCUCUGUUUGGACCAGUGAGACAGUGGUUGUUUUGCUCCUAUUUUUUCUGUUCAAUAAUUGUUUAAAUUUUGUUAUACAAUUAUAAACAGUAGGUUCAAAUUCAAUGGAAUCGUCGGACGCUAGCAAAAAAGACAUAGGUUGGAAUUAUGGUGCCAAAGGCCCAACAAAAGAUUCAGUCACAUGUAUCUUUUGUCGAGAAACUUUCAAUGGCGGAAUUACUCGACACAAACAACAUUUGAUUGGUGGUUACAGAAAUGUAAAAAAAUGUGGAACUUGUCCUCCUGAAAUUAGGGAAGAAUUAAAAAAGUAUGUUGAAAGUAAACAGUUGUUAAAAACUCAAAUGUUGCACCAACCAUCCUUGGCUAAUCUCUCUGAUGAAGAUGAUGAAAUGAGGCCUCCUCCCUCAAAAACACAAAAAAUGUCAUCCAAUGCAUCAUCCACGGCACGGACUGCCAAUGUGAAAGGUCCCAUGAAUCUUUAUUACCCGCAAACAUCAAAGGGGAAGGGAAGCAGUAGCACGGCAGCGUCUGAUGCAUCCAAGAAGUUGCUAAGAGAUCGCGCUGUAAGUGCUUUUGUAGUAUGGGGAUAUGAUGCAGGGCUCCCUUUUAAUUGUGUAAAUCACAAAAGUUUUGAUAAAUACAUUGAGGCCAUAGGACAAUAUGGCCCAGGAAUGAAACCUCCUACCUAUCACGAAAUUAGAGUUACUCAUCUAAAAAAAGAGGUGGAGAAGAUAGAUGAGAUUAUUGAGGAACAUAAAUUGAUAUGGACAGAGUUUGGGUGUUCAAUUAUGAUGGACAAGUGGACAGCACGAAAUGGAAAAAUGAUCAUCAAUAUUUUGGUCAAUUCUCCAUUAGGUGGUGUGUUUCUUGGGUCAGUCGAUGCUAGUGAUGAAUCUACAAAUUCCACCAAGAUGUUCAACUUGUUUGAGAAGACUAUUAAGCAAAUUGGACCGGAAAAUGUUAUACAAGUUGUUACCGAUAAUGCUAGCGAGAAUGUUAAAGCCGGUGACAUGAUAAUGGGUGUGUACCCGCACAUUUACUGGACUCCAUGUGCUGCCCAUUGUAUCAAUUUGAUGUUUGGUGACAUCUUCAAAAUAAACCCGUAUGCUUCAGUUUUUCAGAAGGCCAUUAAGAUACAUUCUUACAUAGCAAUGAGACCAUUGUUGUUGAACAUGAUGAGAAGAUAUACAAACCAAAGAAAUUUGGUGAAACCGGCUAAGACAAGAUUUGCAACGGCCUUCUUAACUUUGCAAUCUUUUUACAUGCAAAAGAAAAACUUGAGAACUAUGAUCUUCUCAACCGAAUGGACAGAAAGUAGAUUUGCAAAGGAACUUUUGGGAAAAGAAGUUGUCAGACAUCUUACUUCUACAUCUUUUUGGAAUGAUGUUGUUAGGGCACUUAAAGUUGGUUCACCUUUGAUAGUAGCGCUUCGCUUGGUGGAUGGAGAAAAAAAAUCAUCAAUGGGCUAUAUUUAUGAAGCAAUGGAUAGAGCCAAAGAAGCUAUUGAAAAGGGUUUUCAUGGUGAUCGGAAGCAAUAUGAGAAAGUUUUCGAAAUCAUUGAUCGGCGGUGGACGGACCAACUUCAUAGACCUUUGCAUGCAGCAGGCCAUGUUUUGAACCCGGGAAUGUUUUACACUAAUUAUCAAAAUAAGACUUUAUCAACAGAAGUGUGGAAUGGUUACUUUGAAUGUGUUAAUAAGAUGGUCCCUAAUGCAACACAAGAUGCUCUCAUCAAAGAGCUUCAUAUGUAUAAAAAUGCAUUGGGGACUUUUGGUAUGCCUCAGGCUAUAAGAAACAGAGACAAAACAUCCCCUUGUAAGUGGGUUGAUUUAGUUAUUUUUAUAGCUUUACUUAAGUUAUUUGACUUAUUUAUAAUUAUUAAACCUUUAAUUUUUUUUUAUAACUGAAUGGUGGU